UCUGAAAUGGGUGGAAAGAAUGAGCACGUGAGGAUCACAACUGAGCACAAGCCUGGGUUUCUGGAGCGCCUCAGCGAGACUUCUGGAGGGAUGCUUGUUGGCCUUGCCACUUUUGCCCUGUCUUUCUACAUUCUUUUUACCAAUGAGGGGCGAACUUUGAAAACAGCCUCCUCUUUGGCUGAGGGGCUUUCUCUAGUCGUCCCACUUGACAACAUCCAGAUUAUAUCCCAUGAGAAUGACAAGAAACUUGUGCACUUAUCUGGUAUCCUUAGAACGUCAAAGCCUCUGUAUGAUCCCAGCUAUGGGCUUUCUAUCCGGGCAGUCAAGCUCAAACGUCAGGUGGAGAUGUAUCAGUGGGUUGAGUAUGAAGAGUCCAAAGAAUACGAAGAAAAUGGUAAAGUGAAGAAAGAAACAAAAUAUUCUUACAAUACAGAAUGGAAAUCAGAAGUUGUGAACAGCAGAAAUUUUGAUCGAGAAAUUGGACAUAAAAACCCUAGUGCCAUGGCUGUUGAAUCUUUCACUGCAAUUGCUUCUGAUGUUCAAGUUGGCAAGUUCUUCCUUUCCAGAGGCCUCAUUGAGAAGAUUAAUAAUUUCAAGCAGAUGAGCCUAUCAAAAUUGGAAGACCCUCACGCAGAUGUGAUCCGCUCAGGGGAUUACUUCUUUCAUAGUGAGAAUCCACGACGUCCAGAAGUUGGGGAUCUUCGUGUUUCAUUCUCCUAUGCAGGUUUGAGUGAAGACUUAUCACGCACAGGUCCACCAGAUAUGGUGACCAUAGUUGCUCGCCAGCAAGAAGAUCACUUAGUUCCAUAUCAAACUAAAUCUGGGGAUGUCUUAAAUAUUCUCUAUCCCGGAGAGCUCACAGCUGAGGAAGUAUUUCAGAAAGAGCACGAGAGUAACAGCAUGAAGACCUGGGGCUUACGUGCAGCUGGAUGGUUGUCUAUGUUUUUAGGCAUCAGCCUUAUGACCAGAAUUAUUUAUACCCUGGUGGAUUGGUUUCCAGUUGUCCGGGAUCUGGUUAACAUUGGUUUGAAAGGAUUUGCCUUUUGUUUAGCCACUUGUCUCUCAUUGCUGACCAUUUCAGUGGGCUGGUUCUUCUAUCGGCCCUUCUGGGCAAUAUCGAUUGGUUUGUUGGCUGUAAUUCCCAUUCUGAUUGCAAGAUCUCGGGUUCCACCAAAGAAACAGCAGUGACAUCGUGGAGGAAGCACCUUCUUUGUACCCACAUGUCUUUGGAAACUUCAUACAUUCAAUGCUUUCAUCAGAUUUGAAGAAAGUGCCAUCAUGGCUAUUUUUGCUCAAAACAAAACACUUCUUCAUAUUGCAGUACAGAAAAUGCAACAUCGGUGUGUUCUAUACUGGUUCUAGAUAUGCCACUUUCAUUAUGCAAUCCAGGGGUAAGGAAUUAAGUGUUUCUGAAUUACAGCUCCCAGGAGCUCGAUAGCAUGGUCAGGGGUACUAAGAUCCAUAUAUAUUUAGACCAGGCCUGCAUAGCCGGUAGAAAAGACCACAUUGAUAAAUUUAAAAU
Molecule: messenger RNA, 1522 nt
Organism: Protobothrops mucrosquamatus (brown spotted pit viper)
Lineage: Eukaryota; Metazoa; Chordata; Lepidosauria; Squamata; Viperidae
Gene: TMEM43
Product: transmembrane protein 43
Exons: 11
Coding region: 7-1188 (393 amino acids)
Biological process (GO): nuclear membrane organization
Cellular component (GO): nuclear inner membrane
Source: RefSeq, a predicted model, not a curated record